CAAAAAAAAAAAAAAAAAAAAAAAACACCAACCUCCAAUCAACUGGGAUUCAAAUUAGAUUCAAUAAUUUGAGUCCCAGUCUCUCCUCUUUCUCGCAUAUUUCUAUUCUUCCAGUUUUGAUCCUCUUCACUUCCAAAAAGUAAAAGACACAAAAAUGGCGAACCCUGAUCAGACCAAUCCUGACCGUCCAAAUUUCCUACUUCCGGUGGACUCCGAACACAAAGCCACCGUACUCCGCCUCUUCACGGUGGCGCAGCCACACAUGAGGGCAUUCCACAUCACCUGGAUUUCCUACUUCUGCAGUUUCAUCUCCACCUUCGCAGCCGCGCCCCUCCUCCCCAUCAUCCGCGACAACCUCAACCUCACGGCCACCGAAAUCGGCAACGCCGGAAUAGCCUCCGUCUCCGGCGCCGUCUUCGCCAGAGUUGUGAUGGGGUCUGCCUGCGACAUGUUCGGGCCCCGCCUCGCCUCCUCCGCCCUCCUCCUCCUCGUUUCUCCGGCGGUUUACUGUUUCUCCAUUAUCAACUCCGCCGCCAGCUUCCUCGUCGUCCGCUUCCUCGUCGGCUUCUCUCUGGCCACCUUCGUCGCCACCCAGUUCUGGAUGAGCACCAUGUUCUCCACAACAGUUGUUGGCACCGCCAACGCCGUCUCUGCCGGGUGGGGAAACUUCGGCGGCGGUGCAACUCAGAUCAUCAUGCCUUACGUAUUCUCUAUCAUCCUCGACAUGGGUGCUGUCAGAUUCACUGCAUGGCGAAUCGCAUUUUUCAUUCCUUCUUUAAUGCAGACCACCUCGGCUUUUUCCAUUUUCUUUUUAGCCCAGGACUUGCCAGACGGGAAUUUCACCGACCUCAAAAAAUCCGGUGAAAAACACAGAGAUGAGAUUUCCCGGGUUUUCCGCAACGCUGUCGCGAAUUACAGAGUGUGGACCCUGGCUCUCACUUACGGGUAUUGUUUCGGAGUAGAAUUGACUGUCGACAACAUUAUCGCGCAGUACUUUUACGACAGGUUCAAUGUCAAUCUUCACACUGCAGGGAUCAUUGCGGCCAGUUUUGGAUUGGCUAAUAUAUUUUCGAGGCCAACUGGGGGGAUUAUAUCGGAUGCUAUGGCCAAGAGGUUCGGGAUGAGAGGGAGGCUGUGGGCGUUGUGGACAGUGCAGAGUUUGGGAGGGUUGUUGUGCAUUGUUCUGGGAAGAGUUGGGUCUUUGGGUGCUUCCAUUGCUGUGUUGGUUGCCUUCUCUUUGUGUGUUCAAGCUUCUUGUGGGCUUACGUUUGGGAUUGUUCCCUUUAUCUCCCGAAGAUCUUUGGGCAUAGCUUCCGGGAUGACAGGAGGCGGGGGAAAUUUUGGUGCACUUUUGACACAAUUGAUAUUUUUUAGAGGAUCUAAAUACAAAACAGAGACAGGUAUAACUCUGAUGGGUGUCAUGAUGAUAUGUUGCACACUUCCAGUAGUUUUGUUAUACUUUCCACAAUGGGGUGGCAUGUUUUGUGGUCCAUCAUCUAAAGAAGGAAGUGAAAGUACAGAAGAAGAGUACUACAUGAAUGAAUGGAGUUCAACAGAGAAAGAUAAAGGUUUUCACAAAGGAAGUUUGAAAUUUGCUAAUAAUAGCAGAAGUGAAAGGGGUAAAAGGGUAGGGUCUGCUCCCACACCGUCCCCUUAGACAACACCCACAUAUCCCUGAAGAAUUAUGAUCCUCUCUAUUUCACUCCGUAAUGUUGUAACAUAUCGUCGAAAUUGUGAAUAGUUUUUAAUUACCACGUCAUUUUAAAUUUGAAAAUUUUAUGUUUUUUUUUUAAAUUUAAAUAAAAAUUUGUUGAUAUAAACUAUUUUGAGUCAUUGAUUAUAGAAUGGAAA
Camellia sinensis is the source of this 1851-nucleotide messenger RNA. The record is from RefSeq and is a predicted model, not a curated record. NCBI's taxonomy places the organism in Eukaryota, Viridiplantae, Streptophyta, Magnoliopsida, Ericales, Theaceae.